AGACGAGGGUGACUAGGGAUGCACGGCAUGCAUCAUACGUUGACAAAUCAUGAGAAGCAAGUGGUGCUGAACGUGUACGACAUGGUGUGGCUCAACGAGUACACGGCGUGGGCUGGUGUGGGUGUAUUCCACUCGGGACUUGUCAUCGACGACACCGAGUACGCGUAUGGCGGUCACGAGUUCGAGUCGUCCGGCAUCUUUACCGUCUCGCCCGGCACUGCGCCGGGGUGCGAGCUGCGGACGUCGAUCCUGCUGGGUGCGACCCGGUUGGACAACACGGAGAUCAGGCGGCUGGUUGACGACAUGGGGCGUGAGUUCCUCGGCUCCGAGUACAACCUGCUCUCGCGCAACUGUAAUCACUUUGCCGACGCCUUUGCCCGCCGCCUAAUUGGACAAGGCAUUCCCGGCUGGGUCAACCGUCUGGCUACGAUCGGCACCUGGUUUCCGUGCCUCCUCCCAGCGUCGCUGGUCCCGCCGACGCCGGAGAGCGCCGGCGUCGACGGAGGCUUUGUUGCUUUUGCCGGCGAGGGCCGCGCGCUCCGGGCCGGCGGCUCGGACGCGCCAGCACCGUCGGCGUCGGGCGGGGCUGCCAGCAGCGCCGCCGAUGCCGACGAGCGAGCGCUGAUGCGCGAGCGCGCCGCUGCUGCUGCCGCCAAGCGGUGGGGAGCUUCGUGA
Messenger RNA from Thecamonas trahens ATCC 50062, 675 nucleotides. Its product is annotated as ethylene-responsive element-binding protein. Gene Ontology annotation, biological process: protein deubiquitination. The record is from RefSeq and is a predicted model, not a curated record. NCBI's taxonomy places the organism in Eukaryota, Apusomonadida, Apusomonadidae. Gene Ontology annotation, molecular function: deubiquitinase activity. The coding region runs from base 19 to 675 and encodes 218 amino acids. The transcript has 2 exons.